Messenger RNA from Hirundo rustica (Barn swallow), 2037 nucleotides. RefSeq names its product early activation antigen CD69-like. The coding region runs from base 244 to 1137 and encodes 297 amino acids. The record is from RefSeq and is a predicted model, not a curated record. NCBI's taxonomy places the organism in Eukaryota, Metazoa, Chordata, Aves, Passeriformes, Hirundinidae. The transcript is spliced from 6 exons.
CGGGUGGAAGGGCCGUCCGGAGAGUUUGUCCGGAGCCGCGGCGCUGGGAGCAGGGGGCGUUCGGGUCCCACCGGAGUUGGCGGCGAAAAGCGAAACUUGGCGAGCAGUGGAGGAGCUCGGAGGCGGCUCCAGCACAGGUGCUGCCGCAGCGUCCGCGGAGCGGGGCCAGGGCGGGACUGAGCUGGCAGCGCCUUCCUGAGCCUCGGUGUCCCGCAGCGCCGGGACCAGCAGUGACCUCUCCUCAUGUCCCUUUCCGUGUGCCAUCACCGCGGGUGUGAAGCCGUUCCCGAGGCCGAUCUCCGAGAGGCUUUUUCAGCACUCCUGAUGUGUCGGGAGCAAGGGGCUGUUUGUUCCCAGCAGCGAGAUGCUGGCUGUGAGCUGGAGGAGAGUGAAUUCUGCUCUGUUCAUGGGGUUGUGAAGGAGCCCCUGCCUCUCCAGGAGGGACCAGCAGCCGGGCUUACACACUUGCCUGGGGCGCAAGAAGCCACUUGUCAUAAGCAGGGGGAUGCCACUUGUGAGUGUGCAGUGAGUGAAGAUGUGGAGAAUGGAUUCUGCACCAGCGAUGGGAGUGUGAGGGAGAUCCUGGGUCCCCAGGGCACAUCAGCAACCGACAAUGUACACAGAAGGAGCCACAGAAGAUUCCCAGGCAAGUGGUUCAGGAGCCAUCCCGUGGUCGUGUUGGUGCUGACUGUGCUCGUGUUCCUGGUGCUGGCUUUGCUGGUGGCCUUGGCUGUGCAGUCAGCGCCACAGGUUCCAGUUCCAGCUGCGACUCCCCUGUUGGUUCUGGGCUGUCCCUCUGGCUGGGUCGGGUACAAUGGGGUCUGCUACUACUUCUCAUGGGAUCACGGCACCUGGGAUCAGGGUCAGGAACGGUGCUCUGAGCUCGGGGCCUCCCUGGCCAUUGUCAAGGAUAUGCACAUGGAUUUGCUCUUCCGCCUCCGCGGGAACGUCGAUUUCUGGCUGGGGCUGCGCAGACGGGGCGAGCGCCUGCAGUGGGGGGACGGCAGCGACUUCAGCUCCUGGGUUCCUGUCCUUGGCGAUUCCGAGUGUGUGUACCUGGCUGACAAUGAAUUCAGGAGUGAGAGCUGCUCAAAUCAGCAGCCGUAUCUCUGCAGCAAGGCCCAAGCUCCCCUGUAACAGGGAGUGGAGAAAGGACCUUCCCCAUGCUGGGCAGUCACAGCUUCACCUCUUAGCCCAGCACAGGGCUGUCCUUCCUCAGCUGCACCCUGUGCCUUGCACUUACUCUCAGGGUCACCCCAGUGCCCAUUCAUCCCCACUGCCAAACGCUGGGCUGGGUGUUCCAAGGAAAAGUCUCUGCAAUGCAUCCUGCCAGCGAUGCUCCCUGGAGUGAGUGGAUUGCCCUUAUUACACAACAAGUUCAAAUGGGAUACCAUCACAAACUGGCCUGAAGGUGAGACUUUUGGACUGUUCUUGGAAGAGGAACAAGAAAAGCUGACACGUGCUGAGAAGGAAUCCCACCUUUGGCUUCAGGCACCUGACUGUCAAGAAUGCUCUGAUGGAUCCUGCCUCCCUCUCUCUCAGCUUUGGAGGAGGAUGGUUGGAGGUGCUGCCUGGGGAAGGGAAUUUGCUGCCACCACCAUAAUCCGGCACAGAGCUGCUUCUGCCGUGGGGCUAACCUCUGCUGGUGAGAGCAGCCACUGAACUGGUGCUUUAUUAUCAUCUACCUCACUAAAAGGGGAUCCUAUCGCCAUGUAAAAAUGACCCUAUUGUAUUGGCUUUCACAUUUGGGUAUUAGUUUGUACAUAUUGUUAUUUAUUUUAAGUAUAGUGCUAUUUAUGAUCCCUUUUUAGCUGUUUACUAAUGUAACCUAAUUUCUCAUUUUAAGUAUGCACUGCAUAGGUCAUAGAUACAGUAGUGUGAUGAAUAUAUUAUGUUGAGGUACAUCUCUUAUAGCUUAUAGAAGUAAUAGUGUGAUAAAUGUAUUGUACUAUGAGCCUUAGGAAAAUACAAAGCGUUACAAUACUUCUGUGUAACCUAGAAAACUGUAUAAAUCAAUAAAAUUGUUUCCCCAUCUUC